CGUAGUUGCCUUAACCCGGAACACCAACACCAAAUUUUACUCGCAGACAAGCUGAUUAGCGUAACGAUGAGCUCGGCUAGAGUGAUGGUUUGCGCCAUGGCUUUCGUUCUGGCGUGCUUGGCAGCCAUGCCGCCUGCAUCCGCAGCCUUGGGAGACGGAGGGAUACUGUAUAUCCCGUCCGCCGCCUCUUUAGCUCACUGCCCCUCCAGCUGCGGGGACGUCAAUAUCUCCUACCCCUUCGGCAUAGGGGCGGGCUGCUUCCGGCAAGGUUUCGAGGUUACCUGCGACAACACCACUCAGCCUCCAAAGCCGUUACUGAUGAGUAACAGUACAACUGAGAUCACUAAGAUACAUUAUGAUGGGUUUGUUGAGGUCCCUAUGUUCUUCAACAGUUCCUUUGGACCAGGUAGGAACAAUAUGUCUUGGGAGUGGGAGGCUCCCGCUAAGGGUAUUACUAUUAUCAGAUAUAACAAUUUCAUUGUCCUUGGAUGUGACUUUGAUGUCAACUUGUUCGAUUAUGAGAGAAACCCUGUCGGCUCCUGCAUGAGUAGGUGCCACGGGGAGGUAUUGCCAACUCGAGGGUCUUGCAGCGGGAUUGGUUGCUGUUUCAUCGGUUUAUCCAAUGCCAUGUCAGGCUUUCAGGCAACAUUUUCUCGGGCUGAUGGUAUGGCAGGACAAUCAUCAGGUUCUAUGUACCCUCGCAUCAUGGCUUUCAUAUCAUAUUUGGGUGGCACGAGUAACGUGACUGACCUUUUAUUGGGUUGGACAAACACAAGCAAGAUCUAUGGUGCUUAUGUUGACGUUGCCAUCACGGAUCAACCAAGCUGCGAAAGCGCGCGAAUGAACAGCGCAAGUUAUGCUUGUGCCACCAACAGCAUUUGUAGUAAUGCGUAUGCGUCAUCAUAUGGUGGUUACCACUGUUACUGCUCCGGUUAUUACGACAAUCCUUACCUUUCCGAAGGUUGCACGCAAGAUUACAACCCUGAGCCUAAAGAACACUGCCGGAGGUCAUGUGGAACCAUGAACAUUUCCUUCCCUUUUGGGCUCGAAGAAGGUUGUUUUGGAAACGAAAAGUUCCGACUUAAUUGUACAGUAGCAAAUUACACGCUUUUUAGCAUAGGAGAUACACAGUACCUUGUGACUGGUGUCUCCUUAGAAGAUGGAACUUUGACUGUAACAAACAUGCUAAGCAAUGCGAGCACCAGAAAAGAAGCGAUAAUAAUUUCCAUUGACGAGAGCGGAAGUGUGGACUUGAACGGCCCCGUGGAAGAUCGAUUUGAUGUUUCUAUGGAAUAUGACAUUGCCAUAAGAUGGGCGGUUACCAAUUCAACCUGUCAACAUGCUUCGCAGAAUAUAACUGAGUAUGCAUGCCAGAGCGUAAACAGUGAUUGCCUACACGUAACCCAUGGGAAAAUAUUUAUGGGAUAUCGUUGCAAGUGUUCUCCUGGCUUCGAAGGAAAUCCGUACAUACAGGACGGCUGCACAGGUCUUGCAAUUGGAAUCAGUUGUGGCAUUGGCUCCAUAAUUAUUGCAUUGGGUGUAAUCGUACUUGCCAAUAAGUGGAAAAGAGGCAUCCAAAAGAGAAUCAGAAGAGCACACUUCAAGAAAAAUCAAGGCCUGCUAUUGGAGCAAUUGAUUUCUGAUGAAAGCACCACAAGCAAAACUAAAAUAUUCUCAUUGGAGGAACUAGAGGAGGCAACAAACAACUUUGAUGCUACUCGUGUUCUUGGUCGUGGAGGACAUGGCACAGUUUAUAAAGGGAUUCUAUCAGACCAACGUGUGGUGGCCAUAAAAAAAUCCAAAAUUGUGGAGCAAAUAGAGAUCGACCAGUUUAUCAAUGAGGUUGUCAUUUUGUCUCAAAUCAUCCAUCGCCAUGUGGUGAAACUAUUUGGUUGCUGCCUAGAAGAUGAGGUGCCAUUGCUUGUCUAUGAGUUCAUUUCAAAUGGCACUCUGUAUGAACUUCUUCACUCUGAUACUACAGUAAAAUGCUUGCUUUCAUGGGAUGAUCGCAUUAGGAUUGCAAUGGAAGCAGCAGGGGCACUUGCUUAUCUACACUCAGCUGCUACAAUACCAAUUUUCCACAGAGAUGUUAAGUCUUCAAAUAUACUCUUGGAUGACAACUUCACCACAAAGGUCUCAGACUUUGGUGCUUCAAGAUCUCUUUCGCUUGAUGAGACUCAUGUGGUUACGAUUGUCCAAGGUACAUUUGGAUACUUGGACCCAGAGUACUAUCAUACUGGCCAGCUUACUGAAAAGAGUGAUGUAUAUAGUUUUGGAGUAAUACUUGUUGAACUUUUGAUAAGGAAGAAGCCAAUUUUUAUCAAUGAUUUAGGUGCUAAACAAAGCCUAUCACAUUACUUCAUUGAAGGACUUCAUGCAGGGUCCCUUGUAGAAAUACUGGAUAAACAAGUUAUGGAAGAGGCAGACCAGGAAGAGAUUAAUGAAAUCGCCUCACUUACAGAAGCAUGCUUAAGGGUCAAAGGAGGAGACAGACCGACUAUGAAAGAAGUAGAUAUGAGGUUGCAAUUUUUAAGAACAAAGAGACUUAGAAAAGGUUUAGCUAAAAAAGAUGCAGAUAUUGAGCCUUUGUUAUGCCCACAAGAUAAGAACUUAUAUGGGCAUAUCGAUCUUGUCAAUGCUGGGAGCUCUGGGUGCUACAGUUUGGAGCAAGAUUUUGCAUCUUUGCCACGCUAAUUACAUUUGUGCAAGAUAAUCGAUCGAUGGCUUGCUUGGAUGUUGAAUAUAAUGCAUCUGAGGUGCAUCAUGUAUUUAAUUGAAGAUUCACAUUAUAUUAGUUUCCUUUCGAUGAUACUAUAUCACAUAGAUGCAUUUCACGUGUACAAUAUAUUGUAGACCGCGACUGUUGUAUACUCUUUAUAUUUGUACAUAAGUCAUUUUACUAAA
Molecule: messenger RNA, 2904 nt
Organism: Setaria italica (foxtail millet)
Lineage: Eukaryota; Viridiplantae; Streptophyta; Magnoliopsida; Poales; Poaceae
Product: wall-associated receptor kinase 5-like
Exons: 3
Coding region: 67-2694 (875 amino acids)
Biological process (GO): protein phosphorylation; cell surface receptor signaling pathway
Cellular component (GO): plasma membrane
Molecular function (GO): ATP binding; protein serine/threonine kinase activity; polysaccharide binding
Source: RefSeq, a predicted model, not a curated record